Felis catus (domestic cat) is the source of this 1369-nucleotide messenger RNA. RefSeq names its product G protein signaling modulator 3 (gene GPSM3). The coding region runs from base 141 to 767 and encodes 208 amino acids. Gene Ontology annotation, molecular function: protein binding; GTPase regulator activity. Gene Ontology annotation, biological process: regulation of inflammatory response. Lineage: Eukaryota; Metazoa; Chordata; Mammalia; Carnivora; Felidae. The transcript has 5 exons. The record is from RefSeq and is a predicted model, not a curated record.
GGUCAAAAAUAGGACGCUACAUGACAGGGAUUCUAAAAAUGAGCACCCAUUAUAGGACAGCCUGGAAACACUCCAGAUUUUAAGAUCCUGGAUCCCCAGAAGUGAGGAGUCAAGAGUAUUGUGUCCCUCCCAAAGUGACUAUGCCCACUCCUCCUCGUCUUACACGUGGAGAAGCUGCAGCCCUGAAUGAAGAGGGCCCAGCCCUUCUCCCAGAAAAUAAGGGUGAGGAGCUACAGAAGGGUGGAGUGGAACCAAUUACUACAAACGUAAAGGAUGGGAUGGAGGCCGAGAGACCCCAGGAAGAAGAGAAUGGUGACCAGCAUCAGGGCCCCCAUCAGGAUGAGCAUGGCUGGCCCCCUGUGAACACCACCACUCGGCCUUGGCGAUCUGCUCCUCCGUCCCCUCCUCCUCCAGGGACCCACCACACAGCCCUGGGGCCCCGCUCGGCCUCCCUGCUCUCCCUGCAGACUGAGCUCCUUCUGGAUUUGGUGGCUGAGGCCCAGUCCCGCCGCCUAGAGGAGCAAAGAGCCACCUUCCACAUCCCCCAGAACCCCCCAAGCAUAGCCCCAGCCCCACUUCGGCCUCUUGAGGACAGAGAACAGCUCUACAGCACUAUCCUCAGUCACCAGUGCCAGCGGAUGGAAGCCCAGCGGUCAGAGCCUCCCCUACCCCCAGGGGGACAGGAGCUCCUGGAGUUGCUGCUGAGAGUUCAGGGUGGAGGUCGAAUGGAGGAGCAAAGGUCCCGGCCCCCCACACAUACCUGCUGAGACGUGAGCCCCUCCACCAGCCCCUCCACACUCCUGGGGCUCAAAGCUGGGCAGCAUGCCCUCAACCCCUGCUUGGCAGGGACACCAGAGACUGGAAGACCCAGGAGAAAUCUCAAUAUCCAUCAUCCUCAUCCACCUUCCCGAGGAACAGAGGAGGUGAAAGUCCUGGGGGUAGGCUGGUCAUUUAACUCCCUCCCCCAGUACAUGGGAGCUUGAAGCAGUGAGAAGAUCCCAGCCACUGAGGAACCACCCCCCCCCCAUCCCAAGGAGUGGCUGGAAGUCUUGGUCCUGAGCUGUGGGGAUACCCCCAGUAGUCUAGCCACUAGGCAGGAUCUGAGGGCUCAGGCCUCCAUCUCCCAAGAGAAGGCAAAUCUCCCAAAGUUAGGGCCUGAGAGACAGUUCCACCCUCCUUCCCAGUAAGAAGGGAGAGAGGGCAUUACAAAAAGGUAAGACCAUUCGCCCACCCCACCACCAACACUCCCACCCCAGGACUGAGGGGCCUACAGGCUGUGAAUGGACACUUAGCACUGCCCACCCUCCCUCCCCACUGCUGCUCGAGUCCGAUGUUUUGGUUGUAUGAAUAAAUGUAAUUCUCCUCUGGA